Nicotiana attenuata is the source of this 981-nucleotide messenger RNA. RefSeq names its product protein C2-DOMAIN ABA-RELATED 11-like. NCBI's taxonomy places the organism in Eukaryota, Viridiplantae, Streptophyta, Magnoliopsida, Solanales, Solanaceae. Bases 163 to 669 code for a protein of 168 amino acids. The transcript has 4 exons. The record is from RefSeq and is a predicted model, not a curated record.
UAAGCUCCAUUUUGCGCUGUCCCUUUGUUAAGUUUUGGCUUCUUCACUAUUCAAAAGCAAAUUGAGAGCAGAACCUUUUGAACAAACCGAAGAAGCAGCGAUCAUAACAAGAAUAUCUUCUUCUGCUUCAUCUCUGAGUUUAUGACAUUGCAGUAGUGGAUUAUGGGAGACAAAUUAGGACAGAUAAAAGUGACUGUUGUACAAGGAAAACGUUUGGUGAUUCGGGACUUCAGGACCAGUGAUCCUUAUGUCAUUCUCAAGCUGGGUAAUCAGACUACCAAAACCAAAGUCAUAAAUUGCUGCCUUAAUCCUGUUUGGAAUGAAGAAUUUUGUUUCUCCAUCUCCGAACCUGCUGAGGUUCUCAAAUUGGAAGUAUUCGACAAAGACCGUUUCAAGGCAGAUGACAAGAUGGGAAAUGCUCAACUCAGCCUUCAACCUUUGGUUGCAGCUGCUAGAUUAAGAAAGAUUCUCGGGGUUGCUUCCGAGGGGACAACAUUAAGGAAGGUUAUCCCGGAGAGAGACAAUUGUCUAGCAGUUGAUAGCAGCAUUAGUUGGGUGAAUGGUGAAGUUGUGCAACAUGUUUGGUUAAGGCUUUGUGAGGUGGAGUCUGGGGAGAUAGAGUUGAAGAUCAAAUUGAUCGAUUUUUCGUGUGCUGCUCCCUCCAAGUAGAAUGGAUUUUAAUAACAUUGAUGCAUCACUUGUUUGAGCUGUAUACAUCUUGUUGUAGGUGAGAAAUUAUGUCUAGUGAUAACCGUUGGUGUACUGCCUAUGUUUGGCAUCGUUUAUUUGAAACUCAAGCGAAUGACAAAUGUGCAUAAAUCUAGAUCUGAGUCUGUAACAGAAAAACUGGAGCGAUUUAGAAAGUGGAAGGAGGAGAAACAGGUUCCAUUUUUAGCAGCAAUUGACAAUGUAUGUAUUCAGUUCUAACAACUAAAGAGUGUGUUCUGGUUCCUGUUUAUGAAAUGGCUAUUCUCUUUACUA